UGGGCCCCUGUUACCGCAUCCUCCCAUGCUGCUGCCAGGCCUGUAAUCUGCCAUGGCCCGGGGCCCCCUACCGACUCCUCAUGCUGCUGCCAGGCCCGUAAUCUGCCAUGGGCCCCUGUACCCGCCUCCUCAUGCUGCUGCCAGGUCCAGAGUGUGUCCAUGGGUCCCUGUACGGCCUCCCAUUGCUGCUGUCUCUAUCGCCACACUCUGCCAUGUGCCACUUUCAGGUCUCCUCACACUGCUGGUGGUUUCCAUUUUUGUCAUAGGGUGCUGCAUGGCCUCCCAUUGCUGCUGCCCUCCAACCGCCACACUGUGGCUCCACACUCUGGUUUUGGCCCCGUGACUGGCCAAAUGAGUGAAGUGUGCGGGGUGAUUCUAAGAUCGACGGCAUUCAUCUGCAUGUCAUACUGCCUGACAGUAUUAUUUCUCUUCCCCAGCAGACUCCAAGGGCAUUUAAAUUAAAGGUACAGUGUUCAGCACUAAUAUUA
This is a messenger RNA of Staurois parvus, 488 nucleotides long. The record is from the annotation of a GenBank genome assembly. Lineage: Eukaryota; Metazoa; Chordata; Amphibia; Anura; Ranidae.